AUUCCUCCCUCUCUUCACUUCACUGUCUAUAUAAUUAUAUUCAUUCAUGUAAUCUUCCUAUUCCUCACUCCUCAGAGUCAUGGCGGAAGUAAACGUCGAUAUUGCUCAGCAAUCAAGCCAAGGCCAAAACUUGCCACUCCAAGAUCGAGUAGCCAUCGUUACCGGCUCUUCUCGUGGCAUCGGCAAAGCCAUCGCCCUUCAUUUAGCAUCUCUGGGUGCUAAGCUCGUCAUCAACUAUUCCUCCAACUCCACAAAAGCCGACGACGUCGUAUCCCAGAUCAAUUCCAUCUCCAAUUCCUCCUUACGUGCUAUCGCCGUCAAAGCCAACAUCUCUGACCCAGAUCAAGUCAAAUCCCUCUUCGACGCUGCAGAAUCGGCUUUUCAAUCGCCGGUCAACAUCUUAGUCAACUCCGCCGCCGUGCUCGACGCUAAAUACCCAUCAAUCCUAAACACAACGGUGGAGGACUUCGACAGGACCUUCGAAGUGAACGCACGUGGGGCUUUCAUAUGCUGCAAGGAAGGGGCGAGCAGAAUCAAGCGCGGCGGAGGGGGGAGGAUAAUAUGCUUAACGACAUCGUUAGCGGCGGCGUUCAAGCCUGGGUACGGGGCUUACACGGCGUCGAAGGCGGCGGUGGAAGCGAUGGUAAAGAUACUGGCGAAGGAGCUGAAAGGGACUGGAAUAACGGCGAAUUGCGUGGCGCCGGGACCCAUAGCAACGGAUAUGUUUUACAAUGGGAGAACAGAGGAGAUGAUAAAGAGGGUAAUUGAUGAAUGUCCAAAUGGAAGACUUGGACAGACGGAGGAUGUUGCGCCGGUUGUUGGGUUUUUGGCAGUGUAUGAUGGUUGUUCCUCCCUUAAUCAGAUAAUCAGAGGUUUCGAGUUUGAGCUUUGGGUAUGGAAAAAUUCUUGGCAGGGAACAGUACCCGAAUGGGGCUCUUCUCGGUACGAAUUCGAAUAUAAUCGGGCUCCAAUGCAGAUACCGGACACCAGACGGGAAACCAAAAAAAGAUAUCUGUCUGGUUUUAAUUUGUGUCAUUUUGUUUGGUUUUGAAUUAUUACAUAAAUGACUUAUUUGGAGUAUUAUAUAUGGUAAGAAAAUCAAAUCUUGAAACUAA
This is a messenger RNA of Nicotiana tabacum (common tobacco), 1115 nucleotides long. Its product is annotated as NADPH-dependent aldehyde reductase-like protein, chloroplastic. NCBI's taxonomy places the organism in Eukaryota, Viridiplantae, Streptophyta, Magnoliopsida, Solanales, Solanaceae. The record is from RefSeq and is a predicted model, not a curated record.